AGUGUUUUUUGGAGUUAAAAGUGUCAUUCAGUGAGAUCAUUGAUCAAUAUCUAUCUAAUUCAUUUUUGUUGAAAACAUAAAUAAAAAGAAAACAACUGAAAUAAAGGAAGUAAACCACUUGAAAUAAUAUAAGUGGAAGUGAAAUAUAGAUAUUAAGUAAAGUUUACUGAGGAUUUGGAUUCCGUCAGGAAAUUUGUUUAAAAUAUCGGUUUAUAUCAAUCAGAAGGAGCUUUUAAAGGAUCAUCACACUGGACGUAUUGACAGGAUAUAUACCACCUUACUAUCGAUCGGGAGAGAGUUACAGUGAAAAACCGAUCAAAAUGGAUCCCGAUUGCUUUGCCAUGUCCUCCUAUCAGUUUGUUAACUCUCUGGCCUCAUGUUACCCGCAACAAAUAAAUCCGCAACAGAGCCACCAACCAAAUCCUGUUGCGUCAGCAGCCAGCAGUCAAGGGGGUUCGAGUGGUAGCGGACCUGGCAGCGGAGGUGGCGGUGGUGGCGGCGGCGGAGGUGGUAUUCCCAAUCCCACGGGCGGUGGUGCCACACAAACUCCUAGCGCAAAUGACUACUUCCCAGCGACGGCAGCCUACACACCGAAUCUCUAUCCCAAUACACCACAAGCGCACUAUGCUAAUCAAGCUUAUAGCUUAGGUGGAAGUUCGGGGGCGCAGCCAAAUCCUGCCGAUAUGGUUGACUAUACGCAAUUGCAGCCACAGCGUCUACUCCUACAGCAGCAACAACAGCAACAACAACAACAGCAGCAACACACGCAACAGCAGCAACAACAACAACAACAGCAACAAUCCAGCUGUAAAUACGCGAACGAUCCGACAACACCGACCGGCAAUAAUAACCAACAAUCGAUAGCAAGCCCACAAGAUCUAUCGACACGCGAUAUCUCACCGAAGUUAUCGCCCAGUUCGGUGGUGGAGAGUGUUGCCAGAUCAUUGCAAGCAAAGAAUGUGGUUGCCGGUGUGGUGGGCGCUUCUGUUGUUGGUGUUAGUGGUGGCAGCGGUGUAACAUCGUCCAAUGUUAAUAAUAAUCACAGUAGCAAUAGUCAUACGACAAAUGUUCCAAUGCAUAGUCCAAAUGGUGGUGGGGACUCCGAUUCGGAGAGUGAUAGUGGCAAUGAGGCUGGUAGUAGUCAAAAUAGUGGCAAUGGCAAGAAGAAUCCUCCGCAAAUAUAUCCAUGGAUGAAACGUGUACAUUUAGGAACAAGUACUGUUAAUGCCAAUGGUGAAACAAAACGCCAACGAACCUCAUACACCCGCUAUCAAACGUUAGAAUUAGAAAAGGAAUUUCACUUCAAUCGUUACCUGACCCGCCGGAGACGCAUCGAAAUCGCCCACGCCCUCUGUCUCACCGAAAGACAAAUAAAAAUCUGGUUCCAAAAUCGACGUAUGAAAUGGAAAAAAGAACAUAAAAUGGCAUCAAUGAAUAUUGUACCUUAUCAUAUGGGACCGUAUGGACAUCCAUAUCAUCAAUUUGAUAUUCAUCCAUCACAAUUUGCUCAUUUGAGCGCAUAGGACGCGUGGCACUUUUCGGGUACUGGUUAGAGGCUCAAUCAGUUGUAUCAAGAACCAUAUCAGGGAUACCAGAACAAUCAGGAUGCCAGCGGGGGUGGCGGUGUUAGCAGUGGUCCUGGCACCGGUACCAAUUCGCUGUUUAGUAAUUCUGAGUGUUCUAAGUAUCCCCAAGAGUUCUGAUCUCAAAUUAUGUAAAAAUUACAUUAUUUUUAUAUAAAUUAUAGAGGUAUUAAAAACGUCUUCGUUCAAAUCAAAAUUAAAAAAAAAAAAUAACAACAAUUUUAUGCAUUAAGAAAUUACUAAGCCUUCAUGAUAACAAUGUUCCGUUUUAUAUGUAUGUGGCUUUAUGUCUCUCUGGAGACAGUAACUGGCACAGAGUUAUAAUAUGGAAUUGAGUAGCGUGAAGGCUUUGUAGUUUUUAUCUCUGACAUUCAAGAUUCAAUCCAUCAGCUUAAUGCAACGUAGAACGCUUAAUAUCACAACAAUUUUUACAACUGAUUCGUGCUAACACGAAACUAACAAAACACUCUCACUAUGAUGUCAUCGCAUCGUGUGGAUGUGCGUUUGCAAAUAAUCGUGUUGGUUUAUGAUACUGGUCACAAUCUGCGAUUUGGUUUCAUGGGAUUUUUGUCAAAAUGGUUUUAAAUUUUCCUCUAUUUUUUUUUUAAAUUAUUUUUGUGCUUAGUUUGAUUAUAUUUUAUUUUUUGUAAUAUUUUU
Messenger RNA from Episyrphus balteatus (marmalade hoverfly), 2240 nucleotides. It is a transcript of the gene Scr, whose product is annotated as homeotic protein Sex combs reduced. Gene Ontology annotation, cellular component: nucleus. The transcript is spliced from 3 exons. Gene Ontology annotation, molecular function: DNA-binding transcription factor activity, RNA polymerase II-specific; RNA polymerase II cis-regulatory region sequence-specific DNA binding. The record is from RefSeq and is a predicted model, not a curated record. Gene Ontology annotation, biological process: anterior/posterior pattern specification; regulation of transcription by RNA polymerase II. NCBI's taxonomy places the organism in Eukaryota, Metazoa, Arthropoda, Insecta, Diptera, Syrphidae. The coding region runs from base 321 to 1523 and encodes 400 amino acids.